Adineta steineri is the source of this 2076-nucleotide messenger RNA. Lineage: Eukaryota; Metazoa; Rotifera; Eurotatoria; Adinetida; Adinetidae. The record is from the annotation of a GenBank genome assembly.
AUGAAGAUAGUGAAGAUAAUUAUUGAUAUAUUUACUAAAUAUGUAAGGAAGAAAUCUAACAAUUCCGAAGGCAAAUGUACAUUACUAUCAACUCAAGUGUCUUAUGAAGAUACUAUUCAAAAUUUUUGUCUUAUAUGGUUAGAUAAGAAUAUUGGCGAAGUGAAUGAUAUUGAUUGUAUGAAUAUCAUUGUACAAUUACGACAGGUUAUAAAUGAUAUACAAACAUUUACCGAUGUCGAUGAAUAUGAUGUAUUUAUUAAUGAUAUUACAGAUAAAAAAAUUUAUUUAGUUUCUUCCGGAGCACUCGGUCACACAAUUGUUCUAAUCAUUCAUGAUAAGGCACAGAUAAGUGACAUUUAUAUUUUUUGUGGAAACAAAAUUCUACAUGAGCAAUGGACACAACAAUGGUCUAAAGUGAAAGGAGUAUUCACAGAUAUUUCAUUAAUAUGUGAAUCACUUACACAAGCCACUCAAAAUUCUGAGUCUAUGAGUUUUAUUGAGACAAUUGAUGACACUUCAAAUAUAAAUUUAAAUAAACUUGAUCAAUCGUUUAUGUAUACUCAACUAUUGAAAGAAAUCUUACUGACUAUAGAUUUCGAACAAGAAUAUUUUAAUGAUUUGCUUAUAUUUUGUCGAGAAUACUUUGCCGAUAAUAAUAUUGAAUUGAACAAUGUCGAUAAAAUCGAAAAAGAAUAUCAAGAUCAACAAUCAAUCUGGUGGUAUACAUAUAAUUGUUUUCUUUGCUCCAUGUCGAAUAAAGCAUUACAUACAAUGGAAAUUGAUCUAAUUAUUAAAUUGGGCGUCUUUAUUCGAGAUCUUCAUCAACAUAUUGCUAACCUUCAUUCCGAACAAUAUGGUGACCAUCAUCAAUCGAAAACUUUUACCGUAUAUCGUGGUCAAGGUUUAUCUCAGAUAGAUUUUGAUCAAUUGGCGAAAAAAUACGGUGGGUUAUUAUCUUUUCAUAGUUUUUUAUCCACAAGUAAAGAUCGAAAUUUGUCUCUGGCUUUUGCUCGACAAAGUAUUGAAACUUCUCAUCCAAUAGGUAUUCUUUUUAUUAUGAAAAUUGAUCCGUCUAUAUCAUCAACACCUUUUGCUAAGAUUCAUAAUGCUAGUGUUCAUCAUAAAGAAGAAAUUCUCUUUUCUAUACAUGCCGUCUUUCGUAUUGGAUCAAUGAAACUAAUCGAUAAAACUAAUAAUCGUCUCUGGCAAGUAGAAUUAAUAUUAACAAAUGAUAAUGAUCCACAAUUAUGUGCUUUAACGAAACAUAUACGAAAAGAAACAUUGUCUAGUUAUAAAGGAUGGUAUCGAUUAGGUGCAUUAUUAAUUCAACUAGAUCAGUAUGAUAAAGCUGAGCAACUAUAUAAUUUAUUACUUACAAAAGUAACAAAGAAAGGUGAAGAAGCCCAUUUAAACCAUAUGCUAGGAAUAGUCAAAAAUAAUCAAGGAAAAUAUCAAGAAGCUAUUGAUCGAUAUGAAAAAUCAAUUGAAAUCAAUCGGGAACUGCUUUCACCAAAUUCAUCUGCUCUUGCUGCUCCUUACAAUGGUCUCGGUUCAGUAUAUUCUAGUAUAAAUGACUAUUCAAAAGCGCAUUCGUAUUAUGAGAAAGCACUUAUUAUAAAUCGCGCAGUUCUUCCGUUAGAUCAUCCUGAUUUAGCUACGUCUUACAACAAUAUCGGAGGAAUAUAUGAAAGCAUAAAAGAAUAUCCGAAGGCACCUUCGUAUUAUAAAAAAGCAUUGGAAAUCUAUCAAAAAACACUCUCUCCAAAUCAUCCUAAUUUGGCUGCUUGUUACAACAAUAUCGGAAGUGUAUAUGAAAAUUUGGGUAAAUAUCCAAAAGCACUUUCAUAUCAUGAACGAGCACUUGAAAUUCGUCAAAGAACACUUCCUCCGAAUCAUCAUGAUUUAGCUUGUUCUAUCGGACAGAAAGGAAUGGUAUGUUCGCAUAUGGGUGACCAUUCAAAAGCUAUUGAAUAUUGUGAACGAGCUCUUAAAAUUAUCGAACAUUCAUUACCUUCUGAUCAUCCAGAUGUUGAAUUAUAUAAAAAAAAUCUUGAAUUUGUAAAAACUAAACUAUAA